GCGUGGGAUUUAAAUUUAGCGUCUAUGCAAUGGACGCCAUGAUGAAAUUCACAAAAUAGGAAUGAGGAAUCAGAAGAUUGCUUGAGAACGGAAGAAAAAUGCUGUAUUUGGAGGACUAUGUGGAGUUGAUUGAGCAGCUGCCAGUUGAGCUGCGAGACAGAUUUACAGACAUGAGGGAGAUGGAUCUACAAGUUCAGAACAGAAUAGAUGACUUGGACAUCAGAGUGAAGCAGUUUUUCAUGAACUGCCGUAAGGCAAAGCCAGAGUGGAAAGAACAACAGUACAAACAAAUCAGAGAUGAGUAUCUGAAAGCUGUUGAGGAUGCUGAUGAAAAAGUUAGCAUAGCAACACAGACAUAUGAUUUGGUGGACAGACACUUAAGAAAAUUAGACCAAGAGCUGUCCAAGUUCAAAUUGGAAUUAGAAGCAGAUAAUGCUGGUAUUACAGAGAUACUGGAGCAAAGAUCUCUGAGACUUGACGAACCUCUCAAUCCACCUUCACCUGCAAGGAAUAACCACAUACAUGGAUCACUGCAAUUAGCUGGGCACAAAAGGAAAGCUCCUGACAGUCUCUCUAAUGAUUUGGUCAACGGAGAUCACUUAUCAAUCCCAGGGAUGCAUGAUUAUGCAUAUAGCUCCCUUGGAGCCUACAACCAGAUGUCACCAUCACCAAAAACAGUUGCACCCCAGUCUCCAUCGUCUUCUCCAAGAUCUUACACAUUAGGUUCAGUCGGAGCGGGAUCAGCUGCAGUUGCAGUUGCUGCAGCGCAAGCAGUAACGACAACCCUUCAGAUGCAGCCUGUGAGGAGAGGCAGUGGAGCCUUGAAACCUCCGUAUGCCGCAGCCUUAGGCAGUUCUUUGAGCUCUUUGUCCACCCCACCAAGUGGUUUGAAUGGUCUCCCUGCCAGUAGUUCCCUGGGGAUGCCGUUUGACUCGGCAUCCUCCAAUGUAAACUCUGUCAGUAUUCCUGUUACUCCAAGUGACGUACAUGCAUCAAUCAGUGUGGCGCCAACAUCGACGAAACAAAAGAAAAAAAGUAAAAAUUCCACACAAGUCACAGCAGUGGCCUCGGCGCAGGUCGCUGAACAAGAGGCAGCCGUAGCAGCCGCCGCUGUACCGGACUGGGUGUACGACCCCAAUGAACCACGGUAUUGCCUCUGUAAUCAGGUCUCAUAUGGCGAAAUGGUGGGAUGUGAUAACCCUGAUUGUGCCAUCGAAUGGUUUCAUUACGGAUGUGUUGGAUUAACAGACGCUCCCAAAGGAAAAUGGUUUUGUCCUCAAUGUCAAAAUCAAAUGAAACAACAGAAAAGAGGAGGUAGACACAAAUGAUAUACAUACAGUAAUGCAAUUAUGGAAAAGCCAGCGGCGAUAGAUGUAAUGUGGACCAACGUGACAUUGAGCGAAUGGUGUUGCGUUACUAUUGUGUCGCAAUGUGUUAUGUGACGAAGCCAUUGGCGUUUAGGCAACAUGUUAGGGGCUGCUUACAAUGCCAAACAGAAAAACACACAUUAAGGGAAGAAAAUGAAGAUAAAUGAAAAAUUUUUAGUCCGAAGAAUACUUCCAGUUCCUGUAAGACUAGCGAAUUUGUUAUUGAAAAGUGGAAGGACUGGUUUGCGAUCUACAAGCGAUACAGUCAGAGGUUAAAAGCAAAAAAAGGAUGUAAAUUUGUCUAAUAGCAUACUCAAUGUAAGUUGUACAAAACGUUUAUUUGCAUGCAUUCUGGCCAAAUAGUUCUGAAUCCAUGUCUUCAUACAAAGACGAGAAUAAAAGAAUGAAAAGGAUUUUUA
Stylophora pistillata is the source of this 1786-nucleotide messenger RNA. Its product is annotated as inhibitor of growth protein 3. Gene Ontology annotation, cellular component: NuA4 histone acetyltransferase complex. NCBI's taxonomy places the organism in Eukaryota, Metazoa, Cnidaria, Anthozoa, Scleractinia, Pocilloporidae. The record is from RefSeq and is a predicted model, not a curated record.